AUGAGCCACGACAGCACCGGCAGCAGCAGCCAGCCCCAUCUGCUGGGCUCCAACCCCACCCCGUGGGAACCGGAACCGGAGCCUCACGACGAGAAGAAACCGAUCCACCCGAAAGACGAGUACGAGCCGGAAUGGGUGCACGGGUUGACGCUGGUGAUGGUAAUUGCGGGGAUCACGCUGGUCGUGUUUCUGAUGUUGUUGGAUGUGUCGAUUGUUUCGACGGCAAUCCCCAAAAUCACGAGUCAAUUCAACUCCCUCGAGGAUGUAGCCUGGUACGGCAGUGCAUAUACAAUCUCCAGUGCCGCCCUGCAACCCCUCACCGGAAAAUUCUACACCUACUUCUCCUCGAAAUGGACCUUCCUCUCCUUCUUCGGGCUGUUCGAGCUGGGCUCCCUGAUCUGCGGGGUGGCCACCUCGUCCAAGAUGCUGAUCAUUGGGCGCGCGGUGGCCGGGAUGGGGUCGUCGGGGAUGCUGAACGGGGCGCUGAACAUCCUGGCCGGGGCGGUUCCGAACAAGAAGCGGCCGGCAAUGAUCGGGGUGAUCAUGGGGGUGGGACAGCUCGGCCUCGUAGGCGGGCCGUUAGUCGGCGGUGCAUUUACAACCUACUCGACCUGGCGGUGGUGCUUCUACAUGAACCUCCCCAUCGGCGCUCUAGUCGGCGCUCUCCUCCUCUUCACCCGCAUUCCCGACCAAAAACCCAAACCGCCCGCGCGGGAAGUGCUGCAAUCGCUGUUCCUCCAGAAAUUCGACCUGGUGGGGUUCGUGCUCUUCGCGCCGGCAUCGAUCAUGUUGCUGCUGGCGCUACAGUACGGCGGCAACAGCUACGCGUGGGACAGCGCGACGGUGAUCGGGCUGUUCGUCGGGGCGGCGGCGACGUUCGCGGUUUUCGCGCUGUGGGAGCGGCGGAUGGGCGCUGAAGCGAUGAUCCCGGGCCACCUGGUGUGCGACCAGAUCGUGCUGAGCAGUAGUCUGCUGUCGAUGGUGAUCUUCGGGUUCACGAUGACGCUGUCCUACUACCUGCCCAUCUACUUCCAGUCGGUGCGGGGCAAGUCCGCACUGGUGAGCGGGGUGAACCUGCUGCCGAAUAUACUGUGUCAGUUGGUGAUGGCGGUGGUCUCGGGGGUUUUGACCUCGAAACUCGGCUACUACCUCCCCUGGGGCGUGCUGGGCGCCAUCCUCGACUCCGUGGGCAACGGCCUCCUCUCAACGCUGGGCCCGCACACCUCCGUCCCCAAGUGGGCGGGAUACCAGGCCCUUGUAGGGUUUGGCCGCGGCGCGAUUUCGCAAGUCCUAACAGAACCAAAGCCAAUGAUCGCCAUUCAGAACGCAGUGCAAGGCGACGAUGUCUCGACGGCGAUGGCGAUGAUGACCUGCGCGCAGACGUUCGGGGGCGCGAUCUUCCUGGCGGUCGCCGAAGUGAUCUUCGCGCAGGCGUUGCGCACGGAGAUCCCGCGGUAUGCGGCGGGCGUCGACGCGGCGGUUGUCAUCCAGGCGGGCGCGACGGGGUUCCGGUCGGUGGUAUCGUCCGAAGACCUGCCGGCGGUGGUGCGCGGGUUCGCCAAGAGCGUCGAUCAAGUGUUCUAUCUGACGACGGCGCUGUCGGUGGCGCAGUUUGUGUUCGCGUGGGGGGUCGGGUGGCGGAGUGUGAAGAAGGAGAAGAAGGAGGAAAGGAUUGAGAUGGAGGCGUGA
Messenger RNA from Aspergillus uvarum CBS 121591, 1689 nucleotides. Its product is annotated as MDR family MFS transporter. The coding region runs from base 1 to 1689 and encodes 562 amino acids. Lineage: Eukaryota; Fungi; Ascomycota; Eurotiomycetes; Eurotiales; Aspergillaceae. The record is from RefSeq and is a predicted model, not a curated record. Gene Ontology annotation, biological process: transmembrane transport. The transcript has 7 exons. Gene Ontology annotation, molecular function: transmembrane transporter activity.